ACACUCCGCUGACAGCUCACCGGCAGAGAUCAGCUUCACUGCCAGCUCCGGCUCCUUCACACGGAGUUCACCCGGACGAACGGCCGCAUCGACCGGCUACCGGCCCGUCCUGCUCCCGGUGUGGUUCUGUGCUCGAGGAAUCUCUCUCCUGGAGGUUUCAUAACGGCUGCAGGCGGGUCUCCAAGCGGUGCAUUAACUUGAGAGGUGGACAGAAGGCGUCAGGAUGCUGUGGCUGCUGCUCUCUCUGCUUCCUCCGUUGGGCAGCAGCAGAAUCGUCGCCCAGAACGCCUCUUACAGAGAGCGACAGAGCGAGGAGCUUGUCAUGACAACGAGGCCUCACAUCUACCACUGCCGCUCGCCCAACAUGGAGGACUUCUCCUGCUGGUGGCAUCCGCUGGACAACCUGACGGAGGGAGAGCAGGUCACCUACGUCCUUACAUACUCCAAAGAUAAGGGGCCCAAACACGAGUGUCCGGACUACGUCAGCGCCGGCGCCAACAGCUGCCACUUCGACAGCAGCCACACGUCCAUUUGGAAGAUCUACUGCUUGAACGUGACCGCCGUCACCGCCCACAGGAACUACACUUCCCAGGAGCACUGCCUGGACGUGGCAGAGAUAGUUCAGACCGAAGCGCCGGUGAAUCUGACCUACGUGCUGACGGAUGCCGGCGGGGAUGAAAUGGGCCACAACGCGCUGCUGUCCUGGACGUACCCGGAGCCCUCGCACCUGCAGUACGGCUGGAUCACGCUGGUGUACGAGCUGCAGUACAGGAGGGUCACUGACAGCGACAACUGGAAGGUGAAGUAUCCUGUGCGGGAGCCCCACGUGGAGCUGCUGGGCCUCCCCGUCGGAGACUACGUGGUGCGGGUUCGCUGCCGCUCGCACAACUACGGCCUGUGGAGCGACUGGAGCUCCACGCGGCUGAUGAGCAUCCCCGCCAGGCCGCCUGCAGGGAAACUCCUGGUGCUGAUCCUGGUGACAGGAGUCGGGGUCGUGGCUCUGCUGGUUUUCGCCUUCGGUAUCGUUCCACAAAGCAAGAGAAUAAAAGACUACUUCCUGCCGCCCAUUCCAAAGCCGCGGAUCCUCGGCAUCGACCCGCUGCUCCUGAAGAAGGGGAACUUGGAUGAAGUCAACCGUCACUUCAGUAACUUCCACAGCUACAGACCCCCGAGCUACACAGAGGAGGUCUGGGAACACGUCAGCGCCAAUGACGUCUAUCUGGCCCCGCCGAAGGACUGCGGCGUCCCGGGAGAGCCCACGGACCAGGAGAGGGACGCCCUGAUGGCGCCGUGCGGCAGCGUGACGCCUAUGGCGGCCCAUUGCAAGCUCACAGCCAAGCAGCUGACGUUGUACGUGCAUAGCCUGCCGCCCUACUGCUCCUCGCCGCCCGACGCCUUCGCCCCGACGCUGGACGUGUCGGCGCCGUGGCUGCGGCCAGAGAUCGUGUCUCUGCCGGGGACGGAGUACAGCGUGAUGGGGCAUCCACGCCUCCCUGCUCCCGACGCUACUCCUGACGCCACCAGCUGCUCGCCACAGAGCUUCUACACCUGCGUGCAGCUCAUGAAUGAAAGCGGCGAGGUGCACCUGGUGCCCUGCCUGCCGCCGCCGGCGUACGGCCGCGAGUUCCCGCCUCUCCCCAGGUCCAAAUCAGACGCACGGGAGAAGGAGGCCAAGAAGAAGAAGCUGGCCGACAGCCGAGCCAGGACAGACGUGAUGAAAGACGGAGGCGAGGCUGAGAGAGGCGAGGCGGCGGUCCCUCUGCUGCCCGUUGCUGUCGAUAACAAAGGCUAAGCCCCAAAACCACAAAUACUGUGAAACCUGUUGCCGUGGUCGCAGAGAGAGAAGAGCACCUGGGGGUCUUUAAAAACAGGAAGUGUUCCUGCAGGACGUCUUUUUUUAUUUUGUCCCGACUGUGUUGAAAACACGUCAACUAACUCUGAGAAACCUAGUUUCUGGUGCAAUAAACAGGGCUGAGUUUAGGUGAGUUUGAUUUGUAAAAAGUUCCUCUGGACCUCAACUGCUUUCUGUUUUUGGUAACUCUGCUCACCAAACCUGGGGAGAUUCACAUCAAACCUCAGAGCAGAUUUCAAAACUAAAUUGUUGCAAACAAGCGCUCCGUCCAGAAGAAGCGAGUUUGACACCUUCACAUGAAAUGAUUUAUGGGUAAUGAAGUUUGUACACUUUAAAAAAGAAGAAAGAGUGACAUACAUUCAAUUCCAAACCGUCACAUUCAGCAUCUCGAAGGUCAGGAAGACCGAGAUUACCUUGGUAUUUUAUUCAGCUUUCUUUUGUCUCCGUCUGUGUUUACAUGCUUUAAUAUUCCAGAUAUUAGCCUUACCUCGUUCUGUAUAGUUCUGUAUAAGCGUCUUUGCACAUUCUUUAAUUUCCCUGCUGUGUUCAACAAACUCAAAUAUCAUAUUCCAGCUAGCUUCCACACCAUUUUCACGUUCAGGACAUAUGGGCUUGUUCCGUUAAUAUGCACGCGAAGGCGCGUCCAUGUGCCAACUCAUUAGUUUGAUUAUCCUGAACAUGAAAGGAAUAUGAAUGUCUCACUCUGUCUCAUGUUCUCUCUCUGGGAGCUUUAGAGUCCCACACAUGUUCAAUCCAACAAAACACAACUCAGUCAGGUCAGGAACACCGAAAAAGUUACACAUCCUCAGGAAAACGCCAGCUGUGAAUUUAAGCUGGAUUUCUGUUCGUCACGCUGGUUUUCAUAUAAAUAUAUUCCAUAAAUCGGUCACUGUGUUUUCUGAACUCUUCAAACUGGACCAGUUUGGAAGUAGCAGCCUCUCUGAUUAAAAAAGCAUCAUUUAUUUUUUUAAUGGGUCAUUUUAACACUUUUGACUUGAAGAAGGAAAAUCUUUUUCUGUUCUAUUUUACAAGUUCAGCCCCUCUGCACCUUCGUCAAGAGUAUUUUCCUUUCUUCUUCUUUCCUUCUUCAAGUCUGAGAUAUAAUCCAACGCAAGUGCAUCGACUUGUUGGAUGUGCGAAUUGUUUCUUUGUGAACACAUUUAAAUUUACACUAUUACAAAAAGUAUUUUGUAUAUUAUAUCAUAUAGAUGCUGAAUAACCAACCUCAGGUAGUGUUUUCUAUUUAUUUCUAAAAAUGGAAGUAUUUUGGAUUAAAUUUACCCAACAAAUUCAACAUUUCUAAAACAAAACGACACCUUUUGUAGUAAGUUUUCUCCUCCUAUCCUCACGUUUCUGAGACUGUAAUGAAGAAGAGGAGGAGGAGGUGGAGGCAGGAUAAGAAGGAUGUUAGAGAGUAAAACAAACCUGAACCUUUCCAGCUUAAAAAGUCCAAAACGUGAUGUAGUUUUAAACGUCAGCAGCUGGAUACUUUAACCACAGUGGUACCGUCAGUGUGUGUAUUCAUUCUCAAAGUAUUCAUUCUAUAGGUACCGUGUUGAUGGAGUUGCUCUCAGGCAGAUUGAGGUGCUAAUCUGGGAUCAAUGGUAAGUUAUAUUGACCCAGAUGGUCCAGAAAGAAAGAAAGAAAGAAAGUAGACUCCACUGUAUUUCUCUCACUGCUGUUGCCGUUAGAUGUCGUGCUGUAUCUUCUCGUGCCUGUAUGUGCCUUUUUUUCACAGAGCAGUAUUUGUUUAACUCCUCACCGCCUGGAAAUGCUUUCAUGUGAGGAAAAUGGUUAUAUGACUCUUUGUAUAUAUAUAUAUACGUACACAUAUACAUAUAUAUUAGGGCUGUCCUCGACUAAAGAUCUUCUUAGUCGACUAACCAACAAAACGAUUUUGUGUCGACUAAUGGAUUAAUUGAUUUAAUCGACAGAUCUCCACAAAGAAUCAUGUUAAAGCACCACUUUAAAUCUUGUUUACCAGAGAUGUCCUCAGAGGUUUCUUGGAAAUAAAUCAUUCAGCAUGAAAAAGCAUAAAAAAUGACAAAACUCUUCAUGGACUAAGACUAAAGCGACCGAUUGGUCGACUAAUUGUCUGAGAGGAAGCAGCCCUAAUAUAUAAACGUGUGCUGUGUUGAACAUGUAUUAAAAACCUGCUCAGUGUCCAUUUUUUCACCUUUUAUUGUGACAGAACCACUAAUACCACUGAACUUUCUUCUUGUCAGACAAAAGCACUUUGGAUUAUAUGCAAUAAAAAGUGAAAACGCA
Perca fluviatilis (European perch) is the source of this 4120-nucleotide messenger RNA. RefSeq names its product prolactin receptor-like. NCBI's taxonomy places the organism in Eukaryota, Metazoa, Chordata, Actinopteri, Perciformes, Percidae. The record is from RefSeq and is a predicted model, not a curated record. Gene Ontology annotation, biological process: cytokine-mediated signaling pathway. The transcript is spliced from 9 exons. Bases 224 to 1792 code for a protein of 522 amino acids. Gene Ontology annotation, molecular function: protein binding; cytokine receptor activity. Gene Ontology annotation, cellular component: external side of plasma membrane.